Molecule: messenger RNA, 2367 nt
Organism: Polistes canadensis
Lineage: Eukaryota; Metazoa; Arthropoda; Insecta; Hymenoptera; Vespidae
Exons: 18
Coding region: 1-2367 (788 amino acids)
Biological process (GO): proteasome-mediated ubiquitin-dependent protein catabolic process
Molecular function (GO): ubiquitin binding
Source: RefSeq, a predicted model, not a curated record
AUGAGUCAGCCGGCAGAUUCAACAGAAAAUUCAAAAAAGAAACAUCAAUAUGUUACUUCGCGUAACAGCAAACACAAAUUAAAAAGCGUACCAUCUAACUCAUCUUACAUAUCGAUUGCUACUGAUAAUGAGAGAUUAGAUACUAAAAAUAUUGAUCAAUCAGAAAAAUCUAAAAUCAUUUCUAAUCCUGGCACCUCGUGGGCAGAUAUGAAUAAAACAAAUUCAGGAACGUGUAUUAGCGGUAGACGAUUAUGGACAAGUAGCAAUAAAUAUGUUGAAAAAUCUUCGAAUGUUCCAGUACAUGUAAAUAACAUCAUUGAAGAAGAAAGCGAAUUCAUAAGCAUGGUGACGAAACAAUUGUACCUGGCUGAGUCACAGAUGCAAAAGAUGCAAAAUCUUCUUUCAAAGGCGGAGGAACGAUUGCAAAACAAAGAUCAAGAAAUCGAAAGAUUCAAACGGAAGGUGAAGGACUUGGAGAUCAAAUGCAAGAAUCAAGAGACCUUUAGGAAGAAGGAACAACAACGAACAGACCAAAUCAACAAUUCGGAGUACCUUUACAAGCGAUGCCUCCUACUCGAACAAAAAAUCUUUGAAAUGGAGAAGUUCUUAGCCGAUUAUGGAUUGAUUUGGGUUGGAGAUAACGACACUUCAACAUUAAAUAGUGAAUACGCUAUUGAUAAUUACAUAGAGACUUAUUAUGAACAACUUAUCGCUAACAUCGAUCAAUUAAACGUAGCCGCAGGAAAAGGAGAGGUUUACGUACAUCAUAAUGAAAAAGGUAGUGGAGCAAGUUUCAAGAUGCAAUCCUGCGUAUCCUUGAAAUUUUACAAGAACGGAAUGAUCGUCCAAGGUGGUCCUCUACGUCUUUACAACGAUCCAAAAACAGCUUCUUUCAUACGUGAUAUCCUCGAUGGUUAUUUCCCAUCCGAGCUACAGGAAACCUAUCCAAACGGUGUUCCUUUCAAAGUCGAAAAUCAUAGAACAGAAGUUUAUACAAACGACGUUAAUAUUUUUCCUGGCCAUGGUUAUCGAUUAGGAAAGCAAACGUCGAAGGAUGGAUCAUCGUCGAUUCACCUUCGUAAUUCGAAAAUUUUAUCGAGUCCUUCUCGUCAAUGUAGUCCAAGGAAAAAAGAUAAUCCAUGCCAAAUUGAAUUUGCUCCUUCUUUCACCACGAGAUCAUUGAAAUCAAAAAAUUCUACAGAGUCUCAAUCAAUCGAUAUAGUUUCAUUGAGAUCUCAAAUUUUAGCAUCACACAACAACGUCUGUUCGGAUUCUCAUCUUCAAUCUCACAUUAAUGCUGAAUUAGCUUUGAGUAGUCGUAAAGAAAAACGAGAUCUCGCAACUAAAAAUACCGAAUACGAUUUAUCAGUAAGAGAAAGGAAUUCUAAAUCGACAAAUAUUUUAAGAUUUCCGACUAGUAGACGAAAUAAUCAACGUUCUUCCUUCGAUAGAUCUUCUUCAAAAUUAUCACCAAUUCGUUUAGAAAAAAUCAACGAUCGAUCUCGAAUUCGAUCAAGAUCGGCAGGUAUAUCAAAUCGUCGAGUUAAUGGAUCGAGUGUUUAUAAAUCAAAAGCAUUAUCCGAAGAUGAAGCUAGAAUGUCUGUUAAAUCUUCCGAAUCGAAAUCGCCAAGAAAUCCUCGUAUUACUAAAUCAGCAACGCAUGCUAGGAAGUCAGCUCCUCCUAUCUUGUAUCAGAUUAACGAGCCCAGUGGAAAAUCUGGGGAGCUUCGUUUGAAGGUAAGAUCAUUAAAUGGUGGCACUGUUUAUCUCGUUCAUUUAUCUGCAGACGAUUCCGUCGCUAGACUUUACGAAUUGUUGAAUGAAGCUUUACCCGCAACUUGGCACAAAGGAUACAAGAUCCUCGUUAGUGGAUAUUCACCAAAACGAUUAGAAGAAUUAGGUUCUUCCUUGAAAGAAUGUGGAAUUACACGUGACAGCGUGCUUCAUUUAAGCUACGAAGCUUUGCGCAUAGUAUAUUGCGCAGCAAGUCCGCAUCAGUGGCGACGCAGUGGCAAAGCAGUUGCAUCGCAGGGGAAAAGCAGGGAAAGGCAGAGGAAACGCCAUACUGGAAUGUGUCAGUUGUUCCAGCGCACUGCAUCAUCUAUUUUAAUCCAGGUUUCUAUGCAUUGGGAGAGUGCAGCAGAAAUACAUAUACUCAGUCAAAAAAUUGUGUUUACUCUUUUUUAUCUUCAUAUGCAUCCAGGAAUUUCUCGAGGUGACAACAGAAGAAAGACACCCGAAACAAAACGUAAACAACCGAGCACCGAGCAUUCGAUACUUCUAGAAGAUAUACACAAGGAGAUCUCCAUUUGCCCUCCGUCCUUCAACGAGUUAAGAUCUAGCGAACGUGAUCAUCGUUGGACUUAA